This is a messenger RNA of Hyla sarda, 948 nucleotides long. Its product is annotated as olfactory receptor 1361-like. The coding region runs from base 1 to 948 and encodes 315 amino acids. Lineage: Eukaryota; Metazoa; Chordata; Amphibia; Anura; Hylidae. Gene Ontology annotation, cellular component: membrane. The transcript has a single exon. Gene Ontology annotation, molecular function: olfactory receptor activity; G protein-coupled receptor activity. The record is from RefSeq and is a predicted model, not a curated record. Gene Ontology annotation, biological process: G protein-coupled receptor signaling pathway.
AUGGAUCAACGUAACGUAAGUGUCACAGAGUUCUUUCUUCUGGGUCUCUCUCAGGGUCAAGAUCAGAUCCCACUUUUUGCAGUUUUCUUUUUAACUUAUCUGUUGACUCUUCUGGGCAACUCGUUGAUUAUUCUCGUUGUCCUCAAUGACCAGCGGCUCAACUCGCCCAUGUACUUUUUCCUCGGGAACCUCUCCUUUGUUGACAUUUGUUUCAGCUCGGUAACAGCUCCACUCAUGUUGGCCAAUUUUCUUCGGGAAAAGAAGGUUAUCAGCUUUAAAGGAUGCAUGAGCCAGCUGUUCUUUUUGUUUUGCACUGCCAGCAUGGAGUGCUUCAUCCUGGCGGUCAUGGCUUACGACAGGCUGGUUGCCAUCAGCAAUCCUCUGCGUUACUUAUGCGUCAUGAACAUAAAGACCUGUACGGGUCUUAUUGUCUCCUGUUGGAUAUUUACCUCUUUACAUUCACUUCUACACAUCUGUAUCGUUUCCUCCAUGAACUUCUGUGGGCCAAACAAGAUUCACGAGCACUUCUGUGACCUGCCGCCCUUGCUUGCCUUGUCCUGCUCCGAUACUUCCAAAUAUGACCUUUUGGUGUUUACAGAAGGUUCUCUGGUCACGAUGAGCCCCUUUGUAUUUGUGGUGGUCUCUUACUGUAGGAUUCUCAAAACCAUCCUAUCAAUGCGUUCAUCCUUCAGAAGAUACCAAACCUUCUCCACAUGUUCCUCUCACCUAACUUCUGUAGGCCUUUUCUUCGGUACUGUAUUUUUCACAUAUUUCCGACCAUCCUCGUCAAAUUCAGUAGAAGACAACAGGUCAGUGACCAUUGUGUACUCCAUCUUGACUCCUCUUCUCAACCCUAUCAUUUACAGUCUAAGGAACAAGCAAAUUAAGGAGUCUCUGAAGAAGAUUUUUAGCAAGCAAUCAUUCCAGCUACAAAGUCCACAUUUGUAG